CGUAAGAAGUCCUGAAAUAAAACUUGGUUCGUGUUGUUUUUCUCGACAUUUUAGUUCCUUGUGAGUCUACAACUGCGAGCAUUCAGAACUCAGAGCGACUUGGUAACCGUUCAACAGUCGUGGAUAUAGUUUUGAUAGCCUAAAAAGCGAGAAAACAUGACUCCCGAGAAGCAGAGUCCGUUCCUGUCCGGUGGACCGACCCGCCUGGACCGUCUCCCCGUGUUGGUCGGGCCGCUGGUCGGCGUCCUGGCCGCCCUGGUGUGCGGGAUCAGCGUGCUGACGGGGGUGGAGGUGGUGCACAACAUGCAGCAGGAGCUGACAGGUGUGAAGCAGGAGCUGACAGGAGUGAAGCAGGAGCUGACAGGUGUGAAGCGGGAGUUAUCAGUCCUGCAGACCGAGAACACCGGACUGAGGGAGAGGCUGGUGGCGGUGGAGAACCUGCUGGAUGCCGGUACUCUUGCUGGGCACGACCGACCGCGGACUGUUGACGAGUCAGAGGAAGGUGGAGGUUUGGGUGCGGAGGUCGUCAGUACGAGUCAGGAUGACGCGGUGCGAGUCAAGAGACAAGCUAUCGCCUCCUCUGGGCUGUUCGACCGCUGCGCUCAAGGUCAGCCUGGGCGAGACGGACGGGAUGGACCAGCCGGACAGCCCGGACAGGACGGACAGCCCGGGACGGACGGACAACCCGGGACGGACGGACAGCCCGGAACGGCGGGACAACCCGGGCGGGACGGACGGGAUGGCAUUCAAGGUGUGGCUGGACCAGCAGGACCUGUGGGCUUGCAGGGUCCACCCGGGGACAAGGGAGACACAGGACCGCCGGGAAGAGACGGGGCGACAGGCGCAGGAGGAAGUGUGUACAUCCGAUGGGGGAGGAAGACUUGCGCUGAUAACGGCGGAGCAGAGUUGGUGUACUCGGGUGUGGCAGGAGGCACAUAUCACAACCACCCCGGCGGCGGGACCAACUACCAGUGUCUGCCGACCGACCCACAGUGGGGUCGACGGUACCAAGAUGGAGUCCAGGGGGAGAAGUCUUACAUAUACGGCGCUGAGUACGAGUUGAACACAAACGUUCCGUUCGGCUCCACCUCCCUUCACGAUAACGACGUCCCGUGUGCUGCCUGCUACGUCCCAACCCGCGGCAGUAAGUUAAUGAUCCCCGCCCGUAACACCUGUUAUAGCGGCUGGACCCGCGAGUACCAUGGCUACCUCAUGGCUAGUUACUACAACCACCCCGGGUCUAAAGAGUACGUCUGUGUGGAUGAACAGCCUGAGGCCGUACCGGGCGGACACGCGGACCAUAACGGAGCGCUGUUCUACCCCGUGGAAGCCCGCUGUGGGUCCCUGCCGUGUCCCCGCUACGUGGAAGGGAGGGAACUCACCUGUGUCGUCUGCACCAAGUAGACCAUUAAUGACACAUCCGUAAAUAUUGUUACCAUUCUAAUAUGCCCCUUUUUCUGACCCGUUUUCUUGCUACCCCCACUAAUGGGUUUAAGUAGUGACAGAAAAAAAAGGGGCAUAUUACAAAGGUAAUAAUCUUUCCGACCAACCUCUGCUUGGAGAGUAAAGAUUUCCAUUGUGUCAAAUUUAGGCUGACAUUGAUUUUUUUCGAUGUGGUUAGUUCGUGUUUGCCUCUAAAGUUAAGAUUUCAAAGUUUGAUGUGACGAUUUUCAUGUAAUAUGAGGGCAGUGUUAACAAGUCCUAAGAGGAAUAUCAAAUUCUGUGUGGUUGAGAUUUGUGGUGUAUUUGUAUAUUCGCUUUAUCCAUCACCAGAACAAUUGUUAUUUCUGUUUAGUGAGGGGCAGCAGUUACUACAUGUACUUUGCGAAAGCUUUAGAAAUAGCCCAGACGAAAUGUUGUGUGAUUCAAUGGUAUGGUAACCACAAUAUCAUAUUCUCCUAAGUUUCGCGGAUGUUAAUCGAAGACUCAUAUGACUUCUUUAUUUGCUGUGAGUUGGCUAAAAGCACACCAUAAGCUACUUGUAGUGAAAUCAAGUCUCAGUCCUGCAUACAAUAAUAGUUUAUUGCUUUGCCUGAUUUGAGAUGGCUUCAAGCUGAAAUAAAUCGUGACUACAUGUAACAGUCAA
Branchiostoma belcheri (Belcher's lancelet) is the source of this 2086-nucleotide messenger RNA. Its product is annotated as short-chain collagen C4-like. Bases 157 to 1404 code for a protein of 415 amino acids. The record is from RefSeq and is a predicted model, not a curated record. The transcript is spliced from 6 exons. Lineage: Eukaryota; Metazoa; Chordata; Leptocardii; Amphioxiformes; Branchiostomatidae.